Molecule: messenger RNA, 1847 nt
Organism: Peromyscus californicus insignis
Lineage: Eukaryota; Metazoa; Chordata; Mammalia; Rodentia; Cricetidae
Gene: Sgk3
Product: serum/glucocorticoid regulated kinase family member 3
Exons: 18
Coding region: 263-1714 (483 amino acids)
Biological process (GO): protein phosphorylation
Molecular function (GO): protein serine/threonine kinase activity; ATP binding; phosphatidylinositol binding
Source: RefSeq, a predicted model, not a curated record
UCCGCGGGAGGAGCCGCCGUGACGCGUCAGGGAGGAAACGCCGGCGCCCGGCCGCGCCGCCGGGAAGGAGGAACCGCCAGCCCGCUGGGCUCCGCGCCCGGGCGCCCGGACGCCGCGCAGCCGGGCUCCAUGAUGGAGUUUGAACAUGGCCUCAAGAGGUUUCGUAUUUUGGAUUAGCUCAUUGUAUUUACCCUCUGCUGGACUUUGAAACUUCAGACUCAGUUUCUGUGACCUUGGAGACAGUGAGUGCAGAGAUUGUACCAUGGACUGCAAGGAGGAGAGCUGCCCGAGUGUCAGCAUCCCCAGCUCUGACGAACACAGAGAGAAAAAGAAGAGAUUCACGGUUUAUAAGGUUCUGGUCUCUGUGGGCAGAAGCGAGUGGUUUGUCUUCAGGAGAUAUGCAGAGUUUGACAAACUUUACAACACCCUGAAGAAACAGUUUCCUGCUAUGGCUCUGAAGAUUCCUGCCAAGAGAAUUUUCGGUGAUAAUUUUGACCCAGAUUUUAUUAAACAAAGAAGAGCGGGACUGAAUGAGUUCAUUCAGAACUUGGUCAGGUAUCCAGAGCUUUACAACCAUCCAGACGUCAGAGCCUUCCUUCAAAUGGACAGCCCCCGACACCAGUCCGAUCCAUCGGAAGAUGAAGAUGAAAGAAGUGCUCCGAAGCCACAUUCUACCUCACAGAACAUCAACCUGGGACCAACUGGAAAUCCUCAUGCUAAACCAACUGACUUUGAUUUUUUAAAAGUUAUUGGAAAGGGCAGCUUUGGCAAGGUUCUUCUUGCAAAGCGGAAACUGGAUGGAAAAUUCUAUGCUGUCAAAGUGCUACAGAAAAAAAUAGUUCUCAACAGAAAAGAGCAAAAGCAUAUUAUGGCUGAACGCAAUGUGCUCUUGAAAAAUGUGAAACAUCCGUUUUUGGUUGGAUUGCACUAUUCUUUCCAAACAACUGAAAAGCUUUAUUUUGUUCUGGAUUUUGUUAAUGGAGGGGAGCUGUUUUUCCACUUACAAAGAGAGCGGUCUUUUCCUGAACACAGAGCGAGGUUCUACGCUGCUGAAAUCGCCAGCGCCUUGGGUUACCUGCACUCCAUCAAAAUAGUGUACAGAGACUUGAAGCCAGAAAAUAUUCUUUUGGAUUCAAUGGGGCAUGUUGUCUUAACAGAUUUUGGGCUUUGCAAAGAAGGAAUUGCUAUUUCUGACACCACCACAACCUUUUGUGGGACACCAGAGUAUCUUGCUCCUGAAGUGAUUAGAAAACAGCCCUAUGACAACACUGUGGAUUGGUGGUGCCUGGGAGCUGUUCUCUAUGAAAUGCUGUACGGACUGCCUCCUUUUUACUGCCGGGAUGUUGCUGAAAUGUAUGAUAAUAUUCUUCAUAAACCCCUGAACUUGAGGCCAGGCGUGAGCCUCACGGCCUGGUCCAUUCUGGAAGAACUCCUAGAAAAAAACAGGCAGAAUCGACUUGGUGCCAAAGAAGACUUUCUUGAAAUCCAGAAUCAUCCCUUUUUUGAAUCACUCAGCUGGACUGACCUUGUACAAAAAAAGAUCCCACCACCGUUUAAUCCUAAUGUGAUCCCUGAGCCUUCAGGGGAGGGCUUUGAUGAAGACAUCUCAUUUAGGACUGACUGCUCCAAAGUCUCUCACUCUCUGCAUGUUGUCCAGUUGGUCUCUGUGUUAGUUCCUUCUGCUACAAGGAGAAGCUUCUCUGAUGAUGGCUGAGAAAGGCACUGACCUAUGGGCCGGACCAGAUGACAUCAGGAACUUCGACCCAGUCUUCACGGAAGAGGCGGUUCCCUGUUCUGUGUGCGUGUCUUCUGACUACUCUAUAGUGAAUGCCAGUGUUCUGGAGGCA